Messenger RNA from Odontomachus brunneus, 6243 nucleotides. Its product is annotated as nucleolar pre-ribosomal-associated protein 1. The transcript has 9 exons. The record is from RefSeq and is a predicted model, not a curated record. The coding region runs from base 59 to 6058 and encodes 1999 amino acids. Gene Ontology annotation, cellular component: nucleolus. NCBI's taxonomy places the organism in Eukaryota, Metazoa, Arthropoda, Insecta, Hymenoptera, Formicidae. Gene Ontology annotation, biological process: maturation of LSU-rRNA from tricistronic rRNA transcript (SSU-rRNA, 5.8S rRNA, LSU-rRNA); maturation of 5.8S rRNA from tricistronic rRNA transcript (SSU-rRNA, 5.8S rRNA, LSU-rRNA).
UAGUGAACUAUAAAUAUGGCGACAUCCGUGUGACACACGUGCGGAUAAACAUACGACGAUGGAUACGACUCAUAAAUUAAAGAAAAUACGUAAGCGGAAAUUGCAAAAUGAAGAUAAAACAUCGAAGAAAAAGGCAAAGAUUAACGGUUUCGUCGAGAAAGAAAUUAAACAAAAUAUAGCGGACAGAAACAUAGAUUUCGAGGAAAAUGACGCAAAGAAUAGUACUUGCAAUGCAAUGCAGAGCGAAUUUAACGGCGAAUACUUAAGAAAACUGCUAUCUACUCCUAAUUGUUCCUACGCUCUGAGAAAGUUUGUGACAAUCUGCAAUGAGAAUAAAGAGAGCAAUCUUACAGGAGAGUAUCUACUUGCCCAUGGCAGUGUUCUUGAAAUCGUGAAGCUAUUGGAUUCUUCUGAUAGAAAAAAUACUGAUAUCCUCACUAUCUUCUCUGCAAUGAAUAUUUUACUCAUGAAAAUCUUGGCUGACUAUCCUGAGCACCAAAACAAUGCAGUAGAAUCUUGUCGUUAUCUACUGAAUUCACACAUGUCCACCAUACAUUCCAUGCUCUCAAUUCAGAGCAAUGCCAAGCAACGCAAAGUGGUGUUGAAGUUGCUGGCAGCAGUAGUAUCCUUGGGUAGCAAUCUCUCAAGAGAAUUGCUUGCUCAUUUGUCGCUACAGCAGCAAGUACUAGAGAGUCUGGUACGACACAGCAAGUAUACAGAUUCUCAGAGCGUCAGAACAUGUUUCAUUUAUUUUGUCCUUGCUUUUCUUGUGGAGGGAAACACAUCUGUGAUCAAAAUGCUGUUGGACAAGAACAAUCUGCUCUCUUCUAUCUUUCCAGACCUCACAUAUGAUUCAAAAGACAUUAUUAACUUGGUCUUGACCACUGUGAGGACAUACGUGCUGGAGAACAUCAGCAUCAGUAAGACGAUAAAAAUUCACAUCUUUUCUUCAUCUGUUGUGUUAAAUCUGAUUUCUCUGUACAAUUGGAAAGGCCCGAAUAACCGGUCCAAGAAUGAAAAUCAUAUUCUUGAUAAGAGUGAAGAGUUUCUAGCAGAUAAGGAGGUCAUUAACAACGUGGUUCAUGAGUUUUUACUCACCCUGCUAACGUCACAUCGUUACGGAAUUAUUUUUCACGACCGAACACUGGGUGGUUCGCGAAAUAGGCAUAAUCACAUAGUGCAUAUAGUUCUGCAGAACUUGGAAAAGCCAUGGGAACACGAAAAGCCAUCAGAUCUGGUCGUUAAAAUAAUGAAAGCUUGCCCGGAUUUAAUUCGUUUACAAUACAGCAGCAUCGAACCGUUUCUUGAGCCGCGAGUGUCAUCCAAAUGGAUUUGUCUUCUCAGAUUUGUUAAGAAGGUAAUCGAAUCUGUCGAUCCAGUCCUUUGCAUCAAGACCUGCUCUAUGGAACUAACUACCAACAAUUUAAUAAACACUCUACUGUUCCUAACGGUUCCAAGUGCGAUUAUGAAAAGUACCAUCUUACCAGGAUUAGAUCACGACAGUCUCUUGGUUAGGCAUGAAGCUUUGACUCUUCUUUUAGCAAUAGUCCAUCAGAUAAGAGCUAUUUCUCUGGCCGCAAAGGAAUCUUAUAAGACUAUUGCAGUUCAAAGUCAAAUAACCGAUUUUGUUCUGAAAUCCGUUCCCAACUUAGAAGCAAUUUUACGAACGUGGAAGCGAGCUUUCGAAGCUGACGCCAAUGUGACAACUCCAGAAAACACAGAAAGCACUCAAAACCCAGAAUUGAUAGACCAUCUCAAUAUUAUCUUGAACAUUCUUCACUCAUAUAAGGACGUGUGUCCGGCAUUGUUGGAUGGUUCGACUGAUAUGCAACCAAGUGUUCUGUUGACGAAUUUGAACAACCUCGAAACUGACAAAGACGAAGCAGAAAUAAAUGCUAACAAGAUAAGAGGCAUGAAAGUCAAGGCGAUACAAUUCCUACUGUUUGUGGACGCUUCCAUUUUCGCGUCCGGAGAGAAGGUCUUCAAAGAAGCUCUUCUCUUUCUGAUAUCUCUCAUUCGUCGGAAAGCCAUACCAGAGAGUUAUGACACUGCUAAGUCGUUGCUAAACGCGACAGGUUUAUUCGAAGCUUGCGACGAUCAAGUAGAUAUUUGGAUCAAUGGCUUCUUAGUAAUAACUGAUCCUAAAGAGUACGAGGAAUUGACAAAGUGGUUUAUGUCUGUUCUCAAAAGUGCUGUCAGACAUACUGAUAAAUAUAUAAACAGUAUAACGCAAGCAGAAGGAGCCAUAAGUGAACGAAUGACUAAUUUUGACGUUAAAAAGGCAAAAGAUAUUAUUGAUGAACUAUUCAAUAAAGCUAAUGAAGCUUCUACAACAGAAUCUUUAACUGAGGAAUUUAAUCUGCGUACGAAAAAGAAUAAUACAAUUCACAGUGAUAUUAAUAAACUCAAUGAAGAAUAUCCAAGAAACAUCACUGAAUCCACAACUGAUGAGUACAUAACGCGGAUGAACGAGCAAGAGAUCAACCUUAAUGUUAAAAAGACGGGAAAAAUUAUCGACGAAUCAUUUGAUAAGAGAAGCAGCAAUGGAUCUCUUGAUAAUAAUGAUCACUAUAUUUGUGCUUUUUCUACAUCAGGCUUAAUUAAUGGGCAACUUGUUGAUCUUGACGUGGACAAAAUUAACAUAAAUAAUGAUUCGUCCGAUAAGUUUGACGAGGAAGAUUUUAGUUUCUGCAGAAUACAAACUUGCACGUCGGUGUCACCUCUUUUAUGUUGUGCGCUUCAAAAAGCGAACGAAAAAAGCCCCGUUUCAGCUUAUUUGUCUUACGUGAUGGUCCACAGUCUGCACCAUCAAGUUGUCCCGGAAUUAAUGAUACAUAUGACAACAGAUUUGUCCAAUUUGCCAGUCUACAAGUACCUUCAAAGUUGGUUGAGUAGUAGCAAACCAGUUUCUUUAAAAAACAAGCUGCCGUCUUUAAGAUUACUGCACAAAGUGAGUAACACGUUACUGGCAAAUACUGAAAUUGACAUAGCCGAAUUUUCUAAACUGUUCGAUGGCAGCCUUUCAUCAUGUUGCUUCAAAUAUGGUGACGAAGAGAUUACAAUUAAGCACUCUUUGUCUUUGUAUGAUAUUAGAGUUUUACUUAAGAUGACUACGUUUUAUUUGGCGCAAUUGACACAACGAGAUGUCAUGCAAUAUAAUCAGAAUGAAAAAUGCAAAUUCGUAUUUAUACUUUUAUUAAACAUUGCGCAAUUCAUGAAUCUAGAAAACCCGUCAGUACUUGAAGAAAGCGCAAUGCAUAUCUUCACUCAUCCUAUUCUGUUGCAUUACUUCACUCCAUUUUGUGGAGAAACACCGAAAAACUCAGUGAAAGGCAUGUUCACUGAAACUAUUAUGGAAAUCUGCAAAGUUGUUGUGCAGUUACGGAAGAAAUAUACCGACAGAAAAAUGUACACUCUUUUCUCGGCAUUUACAGACAAGUUCCUAGCGCAAUUGAGAAAUAUCAUUGAGAAAAAUCCUCUGGACUCUUGCAGCAAUAAUUACGAUAUUGUCAUUGAAUUGUUAAGAAUAUUGCCGUUGAGAGCACAAGACGUAGUAAAUUUACUGUUUGCCUUGAUGAAGUUAAAGGAAACUGCAUUUAUUUCGAGCGAUAAGCGAAAUUUAUCCGUGUUUGGGCAUAUUUUGCCAAUAUUGCUAGAUAUAUCAUGCAGCAAAGAAUCGAUAUUGUAUCGUGAUCAGUAUAACGUUUUGGACGACAAAUUUGUGGCGAAAUUGGGCUCGUGUCUAGUUUAUUUAAAAUCUAAAAAAAUUAAUCACGUGGAAAAAUGGGAACAAGCUUUAGCAACAUUCUUGUCUACCUUCUCAAGUAACAUUCGCAGCUUCAGCAAAUCCACUUUUGUGUGUUUGUUAGCAAAAGGUAUUACUACAUCCACAAUCCAACUAAUAACAACUUUAAUUACCAAAAAUACCAAUCUGAUCCCAUCACUAGUGGGAUACUUCCUUAAAGGAAAUAACCCGAAGCGAAUGAAACAAGGCGAUGUGAUAUUCCCGAUAUUGGGCAGUAAUUUGCAGUACAAAUGGAACGACAACUUUCUUCGUAGUCUUUACGAAAGCUACAGCAGCGAUAUUGCCGCAUAUUUAAUCGACCCGGGAAAUCCUGUCUGUUGGAUCGAAGAAAACAUUGCAGCAGUUGCCUAUCUGAUCGAGAAUACCUUCGAACUUACCUUAUGCGAAAAAACUUGCGACGAUAUUUCUCAGAGCGGUGAUAAACUGGACAUGGUAUCUGUCUGUUUCAUACAGUUGUUAGAAAGUUUGUAUAAGAGGUAUGAAAGUCUGAUAACAGUCAAAGAAACGCCUUUGAUGAAUCUAAUAAAAAUACUUUUGUAUAUAAUGACCACGACGCUGAAAAAGGAAUCAAAGAACGUAGAAAAACUUCAAGUUUUAUGUGAAAAACUAGAUAGUGCAGUAAUUUGUUUAAAGAAGUCCAAAUGUGAGUUCGUCUUCAGUUCGCUCAGCAAGAGCUAUUCAUGGCCACAGUUCACUCGAUUUUCCUUAAAGUUGAGUCUGAAGAAUGCUGAGAACGAUGAGAUUCGAUCAAGCAUAUUGAAAACUCUAAGUAGCCUCUGUGAUAUUGCGUAUAGAGAUAACGCUGAUGACGAAUACACAAAAACGUUGUUCGAGAUGGCGACAUCCCAUUCAGAGUUUGUUAAUAUCAUGCUUGGGUCAUCUAAUAUUAAAGGCAAUUUGGUCGACUUACUGAGAAUAUUGACUCGGAAAAAUUAUUCGAUAAUGACUGUUUCUCAUAUACCUGUUUAUCUCGCAGCCUAUAAUGCCACCCUCAGCCACACUGAUCAGUGUAUUUUGCAGAUCCUUCAACAUUAUGAAGCUCAAAGUAUAAAAAUUCAUCAAUAUUGGCCGUAUUUGUGGGGAAACACCGCAGCGAUACGUUACAGCAUAAAAGGAGAAACGGACACUGCUCUCUGGCGGCAACCAUCCACUUCUGAAGUAUUUAACUUAUUCGAUGGGGACAUGGUCAGCGAUACCAUAAAGAAUUAUCCCGUUCACAGAGCAUUAAAGAACGACAACUUAUAUGAAAACAGCAAUGUGUACGAUCCGGCAUUUUAUUUGCCUUUGCUAUGCUCCUUAUUGGCAGAGAACAACGUUGUCGCAUGCCACAAAAUAAACCAUAGUGGUGCAUUAGCAUUGGCGCUUGCUGCAUGCUGCAGUGAUUCGAGUGAUGUUCGAAUGGCAGCGUACACAACUAUCUCAAGAUACUAUUUUCACUUAGAAGCAUCCAGGUCUAAGGAGAAGUUGCUGUGGAUGCGAUUGAUCGACGCUUUACGAAAUGGUGUCGCAUCGUUAAAAUAUCCAUUAAAAGAUGUCCGUUUGAGUUGUUUGGUAACCACCUUUCUCGCCAGAACUGCGCUAGUUGCCAGUCAACCACUGCAUCCGCUUUACUCGCCACUGCAUACCUUCCUAAUGGCCAAACCUGCGUUGGAUCUCGAUACCAUACCCGAACUGUUGCAACUGCUACACAGUUCGCAUGUGGAGCACAAAGCGCAUCGGCAUUGGAUUUUGGAAAAUAUCCGAGACGGUAUCAAAGAAGAGGCCGACAUAGAUGUGGCGUUCAAAUGCGUAUUAUUUAAAAUGCUGCUAGACUUUCACACUUGCAUACUUUCGGAUACCAAGAGCAAGAAACUUAUCUUGGAAGUUAUUGUUUCUACCACGAAGAUUCCGAAAUCAUCCUUACUCCUCACGCGAGGAUAUAGUGUGUUACCAUGGCUGUACGGGAUUAUCAACAAUUCAAGCGUUUGUGAAACGGAAAGUAACACCAUUAUUAUCAUAAUCGAGAAUCUGUUGAAUAGUUUAAAUAGUUUAACGGAAGAUACUACUCAUUACAAGUAUCUGCUAUUUAGCAUCCUUUCGAAAUUAAAGAUGUAUUUUCCUAGAAACGCAACAAACGAGUUAAUCACUCGUUACACAAAUAUUCUACAACGAGUAACUGUAGCGAAAAAUAUAAAAGAAUUCCUGAGUAAACAGAGCUUCAACAAGGUUCACAAAAAGUGUUUUAAUAUAAUUAAUAAUAAUGAUAAAGAAUAAAUGUUAUUUUUUAACAUAUCAAAAUGUAAAUUAUCUAUUUAUUUACCUGUAUAUUUAACUACUGAGAAAAACUCAGUAACUAAAAACAUUCUUCGUAUAAAAUGAAAUAAUUGUAUCUUCAAUCUUCAGAGAUAUAUCAAGAAAAGAGAGAAUAAACACAUGUAUAUGGUGUUGCUGCAAAGUUU